Messenger RNA from Hipposideros armiger (great roundleaf bat), 1021 nucleotides. RefSeq names its product G protein-coupled receptor 157 (gene GPR157). Gene Ontology annotation, biological process: adenylate cyclase-activating G protein-coupled receptor signaling pathway; cell surface receptor signaling pathway. The coding region runs from base 5 to 1021 and encodes 338 amino acids. The transcript is spliced from 4 exons. The record is from RefSeq and is a predicted model, not a curated record. Gene Ontology annotation, molecular function: G protein-coupled receptor activity. Gene Ontology annotation, cellular component: plasma membrane. Lineage: Eukaryota; Metazoa; Chordata; Mammalia; Chiroptera; Hipposideridae.
GGGCAUGGAGCCGGGCCCAGGAGCAGGGGCCGGGCGCCGCGGGGCUGAGGCUCAGUGUCUGGGACGGUCCGGGACGGUCCGGGACGCGAGCCUCCGGCGCUCGGAGCCCAGUUGGCGGUGGCGGCCGCACUGGCGGCCCGGCCUCUGUCCUUGCGGCGCCCGUGCACUCCAGCCCCGGCCCCCUUCCCGCCCGGCCAUGCCGCCGCCCGCGCCGCCCACCGAGCUGGAGCCGUCGGAACGCGCGGUGGUGCUGCUGUCGUGCGUGCUCUCUGCGAUCGGGUCGGGCCUGUUGGUGGCCACGCACGCCCUGUGGCCCGACCUGCGCAGCCGAGCGCGGCGCCUGCUGCUCUUCCUGUCGCUGGCCGACCUUCUCUCGGCCGCCUCCUACUUCUACGGGGUUCUGCAGGACUUUGCGGGCCCCUCGUGGGACUGCGUGCUGCAGGGCGCGCUCUCAACCUUCGCCAAUACCAGUUCCUUCUUCUGGACUGUGGCCAUCGCUCUCUACCUGUACCUCAGCAUCGUCCGCGCCGUGCGCGGACCCCGGGCCGGCCACCUGCUCUGGGCCUUCCACGUCGUCAGGUGGAGAACCUGGGGCACCUUCAGCUUCCUGUGCUUUGCAUCCUCUGCCCAGUGGUGUCCUGCAGCCAGCUGGAAAAUGAAAAUAUCACCCAACGUCGCAUCAUGGAACUGCUUUCUUUGCUACUGGGGGGUCCCGCUGGUCAUCACCGUGGCAGCUGUCAGUCUAAAGAAGAUUGGCUACGACGCCUCGGACGUGUCUGUGGGCUGGUGCUGGAUUGACCUGGAGGCGGAGGACCGCGUGCUGUGGAUGCUGCUGACGGGGAAGCUAUGGGAGAUGCUGGCCUAUGUCACGCUGCCCGUGCUCUACCUCCUCAUCCGGAAGCACAUAAACAGGGCGGUAGGUGACCCCACUGGCUCUCCGAGGCCCCCGGCCCAGAGCUAUGUGGCUACUGCCCAGUGUGGGCUUGCCCCUGGGUCCUGGCCUUGGGGUCGGCCACCUUAG